This is a messenger RNA of Melopsittacus undulatus (budgerigar), 4667 nucleotides long. RefSeq lists its product as uncharacterized. Gene Ontology annotation, molecular function: glycosyltransferase activity. The record is from RefSeq and is a predicted model, not a curated record. Gene Ontology annotation, cellular component: cytoplasm. The transcript is spliced from 4 exons. The coding region runs from base 789 to 2144 and encodes 451 amino acids. NCBI's taxonomy places the organism in Eukaryota, Metazoa, Chordata, Aves, Psittaciformes, Psittaculidae.
AUGUUACUAAAGAAACGAUUGCUCAAGAAGCACUGAUAUAUAGUACAUUUUUCAAGUUCUCUUGAAGUCUGUGCAUGAACUGUGGCUGUGUCAACAUGCAGCAUUCGAUUCCAGCAGGAAAUUAAGAAGCCUAAAAAAAGUCCCCUGAGUGCUUGGGUUUGAUUUGCUUCAACAACCCCACACUCAAGUUUGUAAUUUGUAAGUUAAUGGGAGGCAACUGUGCUGUACCCAAGAGAAGGGAAACUUGUUUUUCCGGUAGGUGUGGCAGCUGUUACUGAUAUUAAGAACAGCAAGCAUGGAAAUGAAAUGUAUUGGCAAGGUAUCGUACCAGCAGUUUUUGCUUCAGGGUUGUUCUCUUGCAGUUUCUCUUAAAAACAUUAGGGUUUUUGCCUGGUUGCAAUAAACAAUCUAUAGAUUAUACCUUAGCAAAAAAUAAAUGGAGGACUGAACAGAGCUUCACUCGUCUAUCUGCUUUAAAAGGAAAGAGCAGUUGUGAAAAUACUGCACAUUUUUCUGAAGGCAUGAACUGUUAUUUUUUGCCUAAAUUCGGUUGAGAUUCAGAAGCUAGAUUACUGUCUUCAAAAGCAAGGUUUUACCGGUCGGAAAACAUUGUGUUUAAGCAGAACACGAGACUCCAGGGGGACUUUUCAACCCAAGUAGUGAAGUUGCCAAGGAAUUCAGACCUGAAUCAUACUCUUUCACAGAAUCCUCCACGUACAGAAACCAUUCCACACAUUGACAUACAGAGGCAUUCAGUGUUACAUACACUAUUGUGCAACCCACUGAAGAUGCGGCAGCAUAAAGUGCAAGUCCAAAGAAAUGUGCAUCCACAUUUAAUUACAUUCAGAAUGUUGUGUGGUGGGAGAAAAUCUUACUUUGCUGCUACUGUGUGCGUUGUUACACUAACUUCAAUGAUCACACUUUCUUAUCUUAAGUUACAGAAACCUUCUCACCCGCCAAAAAUAAUUUAUGAAGUUAGCAAAUGUAGAGGGGAAAUUACCAAUAGCACAAUAACACCAUUAACAGAUAACAGAACUUUUAUUGUGUCCCCAUACUUUGACAACAGAGAAAACAAAGUCACUCGUGUGAUCGGGAUUGUUCACCAUGAAGAUGUAAAAGAACUGUUCUGCUGGUUCUGCUGUCAGCCCGAUGGAAAGAUCUAUGUAUCAAAAGCAACAAUCGAUGUUCACUCAGAUAGAUUUGGGUUCCCUUACGGUGCAGCAGACAUAGUUUGUUUGGAACCUGAGAACUGCGACCCAACGCAUGUAUCCAUUCACCAGUCUCCACUUGGAAAUAUUGACCAGUUGCCAAGCUUUGAGAUCAAAAACCGCAAGGCUGAGCCCUUCCCUGUUGACUUCACUGUGUGCAUCUCUGCCAUGUUUGGCCAAUACAACAAUGUCUUGCAGUUUAUACAGAGCAUGGAGAUGUACAAGAUUCUUGGGGUACAGAAGGUGGUGAUCUAUAAGAACAACUGCAGCCACCUGAUGGAGAAAGUCUUGAGGUUAUAUAUGGAAGAAGGAACUGUAGAGAUAAUUCCCUGGCCAAUAAACUCGCACCUCAAGAUUUCUCCUGAAUGGCACUUCAUGCAUGAUGGAACACACAUUGGCUACUAUGGACAAAUCACAGCUCUAAAUGACUGUAUAUACCGUAAUAUGCAGAGGAGCAAGUUUGUGGUUCUUACUGAUGCUGACGAAAUAAUUCUUCCCCUUAAGCACCCAGACUGGAAAACCAUGAUGAGCAGCCUGCAGGAACAGAACCCAGGGACUGCUGUUUUCCUCUUUGAGAACCAUAUCUUCCCAGAAACUGUCUCCACUCCCAUGUUCAACAUCUCAGCUUGGAAUACUGUGCCUGGUGUUAACAUAUUAAACCAUGUUCACAGGGAGCCUGACAGGAAAGAUGUAAUAAAUCCCAAGAAAAUGAUAGUUGAUCCACGAAAAGUGAUUCAGACUUCAGUCCACUCUGUUCUGCAUGCUUAUGGGAACAGUGUGAACGUUCCCAUGGAUGUUGCCCUCAUUUAUCACUGUCGGAAGCCCCUUCAAGCAAAACUUCCCAGAGAAUCCCUCAUCAGGGAUACGACACUGUGGAGAUACAACUCAUCAUUAAUUAUGAAUGUUAACAGGGUUCUCUAUCAAACUGUACUGUAAGCUCAAAAAUGAAACCUCAGUCAUAAGGAGGGAACAUGAAGAGCUGCAUGUUUUGUAGGGGAGGCAUAAAACAGAUAUCACUUCCAUGUGAACUUUAACUCUUACAGAGAUUUAAACUAAUGGCCUUUUAAUGUGUUGUAGGAAGGUAAAUGCAUUUGAUUUGUGAACUGAGGCAUUGUACCUUGUAAGAGUUCACUGUGAUCAAAUACUGUCUAAUGACUGAGUUCCUCAGGUAGUGUCUACUGCAACCUUUUAAGAUGUGAGAGAUGAGGCAUAGUGAGAGCAUAGCUCUUUUACAUGCCUGUAACCGUGAAAGGGCAUUAUUCAAGCCAUAGGAAGUGUCCAUGCAGAAAUCUGAAAUUCAGUUUACCAAUUUGCAGUUUUCUCCCUUUUCCUGUUCCCAUCCUCAUACAUUUUAACUUGGACAAUGAAUUUGCAGACUUCCUGAAGAAGGAAUUAAUUGAGUUUUGGUUGUCUCUGAAGGACUUGGUGGUUAACAACAUACAGCUGUGUGUAAUGGUGCCUUUUAAAAGAUGGCUUGGGACAGCAUCUCCCAGAUGAAGAGCAUUAACACUCUAACCCAUUAUAAUCACAAAGACAGGGUAAGCAAACCCACCACCUAUUAACACUGGAGGUGUCAGUUGUUAAAGUUAUUUCUUCUUAAGGGAAAUGAGAAUUCAUAGCAGCACCAUGAGUCAUUUAAUGAUAGCAAGCAUCAAUGCAGAUGGUAUUCCUUCUGGAAAAUGUAAAAUGAGGUUAUUUUCAACUAAGAAGAAAUAAAAAUGAGUAUUUUUCAACUGAUUCAAAUAAUGCAAAAGGCUGUGCAGAGUUUUCAACCAGUGUACAAAAAAUAACAACUAUGGUCUUUAAUAUUAAUGUUGUUUAAUUCUUGCAGUUUGUAUGUCACUGUUUGGGUACAGAAUGUUAUGUGCCAAGUGAGUAAAAGGCAAACUAAUAAAUUGUGAAAAUAAUUGAGCAGAAUCUACCAAUUUCAAUUGUAAAAAAAUAACCUUUUAUAUUCUUGUAACUAGUGUUUGUUCAAGUGGUGAUGUAUUGUAACACUAAGCAUAGCUGUUGCGGUUUUGCUGAUCCAAAUGGCUGCUCAGCUGGGGCUUUGACACAUGUGAUUUUAAGAAGAAUGUUGAUCCCUCCUGUUGCCCACAGCUGUUGUGAAUUAUGUACAUGAUAAGUACUGAGUUGUGUUGGAAAGCUUUAAAAGAGAGGCAAGGGCUACAGAUUGAUGUUGAAGAAACUGUGAACUGAAAAGGUGGCUGGUUUCCGGUGUAGAGAUGGAUGGAUGAACAACUACUUAUGAUGUGUAACAGUUGUUUUCUUUUUCUGUGACCUUGAAGCCUCCUAACAAACUGCUUCUUCAUGAAAAUCAGACACCAGGUGGAUUUUAGACCUUCAUGUGAUGGGUAAGUUAAAUGAUACUGUUUCCUUAUAUAGGUGUAAGGGUACAGAAGCUGCAUUUUUUCCAACCCUUAUCUAAAAACAGUACCACGUAGUUAGUAACUUCUGCCAAAGGGUCAGAAGGAAAGAAAAGCAAACAAAACCCAUUUGUUCAGUGUAGUUUCACAAUUUCAGUUUCUGGUUUUUAAAUGCUAUGUGCAUUGUACUGAUGGUGUAAUGUAUUAGAACAUUCCUAUAGGGGACAUCUGGGGCAGCUGUAGUCUGAUACUGGUAUGUGACAGAGAAGUGUGUGUGAAAGCAGCUAUACUUGUUUUAAUUUCUACACUAACGUCAUGUUUUCAUUUGUUUUGAGCUGUCAUUAGUGGGUUAGUAUCAUUAGCUUGCAAAUGUCGAGUGGAACUUUCACUUGGAAGUCUUCAGGAGACAGUCUGUAUAUAACUGUUUGCUAAUUGUGUUUAUAACAAUCAUCAGCUGCUAUGUAACAGGCUACAACUUCAUUUGUAAAGCUAAAGGGGUAGAAGAGCAAUGUUGUAUGUAUUGGAUGCUUCUCAUUGUGGUUUUCUGCUUGUAUUCUCUGGUUAAUGCUUCCCCACCCUAUGCCUACCACCACUUUCCCACCAUUCUCUCUGGAAAGUUGAAUUCAGCUCUCAGAUGCUUUAUGCUUUGCCUCUCAUGGGGCUUGCUUGUGUGUGUCAGUGUUUUGUACUGGGGAACUCAACGUUGGACUUGGAUGUGGCUUUGAGCACAGAACAGAGGUGCAGAAUCCCUUUGCUUUGGCAUCUAGCUGUGUACAUGUUAGUACAGCUGAGUGUAGUUGGGCACCUGUGUCACAAGGGCAUAUUGCUAAAUUUGUUGUGCAAUAGCAUUCCCAGGUCCUUUCCUGUAAAGCUGGUUUCCAUGUAGUUGGCUCCGACCUGCCUGUUGUGUGGGAUGACUGUGUCUUGGGUGAAGGAGUUGCUUUGGCCUAACUUCAUGAGAUGUCUGUCAGCUUACUUGUCCAGUUUGUUGAGACGCUCAGAAUUAGGAUCCCCGUUCUCUUGCAUAUUGAUUGCUUGCUCUUCCCAUGGUUUCCCUUUUCCCUCCAAAUAAAUCAGUAUUGUUGGUAACCUG